UUGUGCAACGGCGGCGACCUCCCCUACGACACCUGCGUUUGACUUCUCAAGGCGGACAACGGCGACCAAAGAAGCCAGCGAAGGUCGACAUGGCCACAGCAAGGAGACGAGUCCCGUGCAACGAUGCAGAGCCACAAAAGUUUUCUCAAGGAGAAUUAAAUGAUUUGGUCAGAGCCUUGUCUCUGUCGAAAGAUAAAGCUGACCUCUUAAUAUCCCGCCUAAAGGAAAAAGGUCUACUUAUGAAGGAUGGAAAUGUAGUAUUGUCUGCUACUUGUCAAGGAUCCCACCAAAUUCCCGAGAUAUGCUAUAAGUCAGUAUCGGGGACUUGCGCAGUUGCUGGAUGCUCGAGACUCCAUUCAAAGAUUCACUUUCAUUGGCAAGUGACCAAAGAUUGUGAUACUUGGUAUAACUUCCCAGAGAAAACUGUUCAUUUUCUGGAACAGCAUUUCUGCAAUCCUGAGAGUAACUUCAUUAUCCUGCAACGACUCGAUGAUUCCUGCCAUGACAGAGGUCUAUUAUCAUUAUUGAAAUGCCAUAAUUGGGAUAUAGGCUUCAAAUACACGCAGUGGGAUAAUAACUGUGCAUAUAUUCCCAUUUUCUAUCAAGACAUGAAAUAUCACAUCCGGAGACUUUGCACCGAGAGAAAUCCGACAAAGAAUCUCAGAGCAAACAGGUUCAUUUGGUACUACCAAGAUGACUUGCAGAAUUGGUGUCCGUUCGACUUUCCUAACAAUAAGAGUCUGGAAGAUGCCUACGAAGAGACUCCGAAAGGAAAUGUGAUAAUACAGACCGGCGUAGCCAAAUACAGAGUGGAUUUCAGCAAAAUGAAUCAGGAAAAUGUAUCGACAAAGAAAAUACGAGAUAUACGGCGUAGGCCCCUGCCACUUAUGUGAACUCAUUAGAGAUAGAAGGUAUAUCAUUUCAUAAGGGGCAUUCUAGUAAGAAACAUAUUGCAUUAUCUAUAGAUUAUAUAUACACACACACACACACACACACACACACACACUCACAUACACACACACAGACACACACACGCACACGCACACGCACACGCACACACACAC
Penaeus chinensis is the source of this 1064-nucleotide messenger RNA. RefSeq names its product zinc finger CCCH-type antiviral protein 1-like. The record is from RefSeq and is a predicted model, not a curated record. The transcript is spliced from 2 exons. Gene Ontology annotation, molecular function: zinc ion binding. Lineage: Eukaryota; Metazoa; Arthropoda; Malacostraca; Decapoda; Penaeidae. The coding region runs from base 90 to 893 and encodes 267 amino acids.